Messenger RNA from Brassica napus (rape), 546 nucleotides. Its product is annotated as probable serine/threonine-protein kinase SIS8. Gene Ontology annotation, molecular function: protein kinase activity; ATP binding. Gene Ontology annotation, biological process: protein phosphorylation. NCBI's taxonomy places the organism in Eukaryota, Viridiplantae, Streptophyta, Magnoliopsida, Brassicales, Brassicaceae. The coding region runs from base 1 to 546 and encodes 181 amino acids. The transcript has 8 exons. The record is from RefSeq and is a predicted model, not a curated record.
AUGUCCUUGGACAUUGCUCGCGGUAUGAACUAUCUUCACUGCUGUAGUCCACCCAUCGUCCAUUGUGAUCUCAAGUCGUCAAAUCUGCUGGUAGACAAGAACUGGACUGUUAAGGUAGCUGACUUUGGUCUUUCGCGUAUCAAACAUGAAACAUACCUAACUUCCAAGUCCGGGAAGGGAACGCCUCAAUGGAUGGCACCAGAAGUUCUUCUAAAUGAGUCUGCCGAUGAGAAGUAUAUUCUUGUGUUCUUGUCUGAUAUUUAUAGCUUUGGAGUAGUACUCUGGGAGCUUGCCACAGGGAAGAUCCCAUGGGAAACUCUCAACUCCAUGCAGGUGAUAGGAGCUGUGGGGUUCAUGAACCAGAGGCUGGAGAUUCCAAAGGACAUUGAUCCUCGUUGGAUCUCUUUAAUACAGAGCUGUUGGCACAGCGAUACGAAGCUGAGACCCACAUUCCAAGAACUGAUGGAGGAACUAAAAGACAUGCAAAGAAAGAUGGAGAGAAGAGACAGAAGAGUGCUUCAGAAGUUCAGUGUGUUGUCAGUGUGA